AUGGUGACCGCAACAAACCUUUUCCCGCGAUCUAGCUCGCAAUCAGACUUCCAUCCCGACUUAGACCAGGUCGGAAGUGAGCAAGAGGGUGAACAAGAGAGAGCGAGAAAAAGCCAAAAUGGAGUGCGUCCAAACAUUAUUUUUUGGGAGGAAGGGAUAAGCAAGACUGUGAAGGCCAAUAUUUGCUUUUUUACGUCCACUAGGACCCGUCUCUUCACACUAUUUCUGGUCAGGAUGAAGAUCGAGAGCUUGGCGGACGAUGGACGUGCAGCUAGCUGGCUCUUAGUCCAGAGUUAUUCCUCUUCGUUGUUCGGACUGGAAUAG
This is a messenger RNA of Nannizzia gypsea CBS 118893, 324 nucleotides long. RefSeq lists its product as hypothetical. The record is from RefSeq and is a predicted model, not a curated record. The transcript has a single exon. Lineage: Eukaryota; Fungi; Ascomycota; Eurotiomycetes; Onygenales; Arthrodermataceae. The coding region runs from base 1 to 324 and encodes 107 amino acids.